Apodemus sylvaticus (European woodmouse) is the source of this 3517-nucleotide messenger RNA. It is a transcript of the gene Hykk, whose product is annotated as hydroxylysine kinase. The transcript is spliced from 5 exons. The coding region runs from base 591 to 1562 and encodes 323 amino acids. Gene Ontology annotation, molecular function: amino acid kinase activity. The record is from RefSeq and is a predicted model, not a curated record. Lineage: Eukaryota; Metazoa; Chordata; Mammalia; Rodentia; Muridae.
GCACCGCAAAUGCUUGCUGGCUGUGGGGAGAGAGUGGUGGGCCUCAGGACGUCCCGUCGCGGUGCGUGAGAGGAGGUGGGGGAGGCUGUCGCGAGACAAGUGUCUCUCUGAGGGAACAUCGCUGAGAGGGGGCGGCGGGCUCGUGCAACCCUUGCGCUCCUCAAAAUCGCUGCAUGCUGACGGGUCAGGUCACUGUCCAGCCCGAGCCCUGCUGAGAUCUCCGUGCGCAGUUUUGAGGGUCCCACCCUCCGCGGGCCUGCGUGCUUUUGGGGUGGAAGCCAUCCUAAGGCUCCCUGGACCUGAGUCAAGGCCGGGGACCCGCUGUGGGCCACCUCCCUCCCAUCGGUGUCUUUCGCUCCGCAGCCAGACCCACUGGAAGUGAGUCUUCCAAUCGCCCUUGGAAGGAGACAGUGUAGAGUUCCUGCAGCUGCGAGCUGUGAGUGGCUGCGACCAUUGAAAUAAGUGCAGGGAAUAUCGCUGCCUGCUUCCCAGCCUUGGACGAUCACAGCAGAGGGGUCGCUGAAGUCAGAGGUGGAAGAAGUGCUAAGGCAGAAGUCACGAGACUUUGUAACUCUUUAGGAGAAGGCAUAAUGUCAAGUGGAGAUGGCCAGCAGUCACAGGCUUUGACCAAGCCCACUUUUACUGAGGCACAAGCCUCUGCACUGGUAGAAUCAGUAUUUGGGUUCAAAGUUUCUAAGAUCCAGCCACUCCCAAGCUAUGACGACCAAAACUUUCGUGUUCAUGUUUCAAGAAGCAAAGAGACUACAGAUGACACAGAUAGUGGAUCUGAAGUCAAAAGCUACUUGGUGAGAAUGCUCACUUACCUCCCAGGAAGACCAAUAGCUGAGGUUGCCAUCAGCCACCAGCAAUUAUACGAAAUAGGAAGGCUGGCUGCCCGAUUGGAUAAAGCCCUGGAGGAAUUCCAUCAUCCAAAGUUAAAUAUUCUUCAUCGGGAGAACUUCAUCUGGAAUCUGAAAAAUGUUCCUCUUCUAGAGAAUUACAUGGGUGCGCUGAGCCAGAGUCGGAACCGGGAGAUUGUUGAGCAGGUCAUUCAGCUGUUCAAGGAAGAAGUCAUGACCAAAUUAGGUCAUUUUCGAGAAUGUAUUAAUCAUGGUGAUCUUAAUGACCAUAACAUCUUAGUAGACCUCAGCAGAUCAGCCUCUGGAGAUGCUGUGUAUCAAGUCUCUGGGAUUUUAGACUUCGGUGACAUGAGCUAUGGCUACUAUGUGUUUGAAGCAGCAAUCACCAUCAUGUACAUGAUGAUUGAAAGCACAAGCCCUAUACAAGUAGGAGGUCACAUCCUUGCAGGGUUUGAAAGUGUGAUCCCCCUGACAGCAGUAGAGAGGGAUGCUUUGUUUUUACUUGUGUGCAGCCGUUUUAGCCAGUCUCUUGUCAUGGCCGCGUACUCCUGCCAGCUGUACCCAGAGAACAAAGAGUACCUCAUGAUUACAGCAAAAACUGGGUGGAAGCACUUACAGCAGAUGUUCGACAUGGGCCAGAAAGCAGUAGAAGAAAUCUGGUUUGAAACUGCCAAGUCCUACGAAUCUGGUAUCUCCAUGUGACUGGUGCAGUAAAAAUUAAAUGCUCAAAACUCCCCAAUGGGUGCACAUGUGCUCGCCGCUAUCCACCCCAAUGCUCUGGAUUCCGGAAUGAAAGACACACAUGCACAGCCUUAUUUUCAAUAUGCCCUAAGCAGGUCAAUGGCUGGGCCACUCCCUAACUGCACUUGGUUAAUGCACAUUCUCCUCCGAUAUUCCUGAGUUAUUACUUACUAAAAUCUUUAUUUCAUCUUUGCUGCCCUGGACCUUGCUGGGCAGCCCACCUAGGCCACUUAGCCACUGCACCUACGUGUCGGCAGUCCCUCCCUUCCACAUCUUCUGGCAUGGUCUGUCUCCUCUGCCCUCCUUGUAGCUGAAUCUUCUCUUUCUCCUCUCUCUGUCCCUUCUUAGGAAUCCUAAAAGUCCUGCCUCUGUUUCUCUACCCAGCAAUUGGCCACUGGUAAUUUUACUGACCAGUCAAAAACCAACUGGGGACAGGCUUCCUUUAGUCCUAAGUGUGGGACACUGCAAACUGUAUUUUUGGUAACAUAAUUAGCAAGAGAACACAAGCCAGUAAAAAAGCUUGUGUUAAUUAAAACUCAAAUGUAUGAAGGAUUUUUGUGCAGAGUUCAAACUGAAAUGGUAAAACACAUCCAUUCUAAAUAUGAAUUGGUAAAGGAAGAUCUAGUUUUUACAGCAAUCUUAGUUGUUUUACACUCACGAAGUACUACACAAUGAACCGUUGCCCAGUGUGCAAGGCCCAGGCUCAACCUCAGCACUACAGAAACAGGGAAAUCCACACAAGUAUCACCUAAGUAAGCAAAUCUCUGUGCAGGUCCUGCCUGCCUUUUACAAGAAACACAUAUGAUGAUACAUGAUUUGUCAUCAGUCUCUGAAGAUCUAUUCUAGUCCUUAAUGACUUUUAAACUUUGAAAAGAAUACAUAUGUAUAGCUAUAUUAAUUUGUUUGUUUUUGGGUUGUUUUUUUUUUUGAGGCAACUUUCUUGGCUUCCCUGGAACUCUUAAAUUCACAGAGAUCCAAUUGCCUCUGCCUCUCAAAUGUUGGGAUUAAAGGCAUCUAUCAUCACACACAUAUUCACAUAUUUUAAAUACCUAGCCUAUACAUUGAUAACUCUAUAAAUGCUUCCUUAAUUGCACCUCUCUAGAAGUGAGGUCUUCCUGUCCUUUUUGUUUGUUUGUUUGUUUGUUUCUUUUUUGACAUUUCACUGUCUUGCCUGCAUAUUGUUGUCCAGUCAUCUAGCUUGUAAGUUGCCAUGGCAUGGACCAUGAGAAACUUAAAUACCUAGCUUGCACAUCACUAACUCUGUGAACUCUUUCUUAAUCUCACCUCUCUAGAAGUGAGGUUUUUCUGUCCUUUUUGUGGCAUUUCACUCUGGCCUGCUUAUAGUUGCACAGUCAUCUAUCCUGUAAAUCGCCACGGCACAGACAUGAAAAAGUUACGUCUGUGUGUCUCUUCUUUCCCAUUGAUAGUGCCUUUCCCACAGAAAAGUCUUUGGACACAUUUACAAAAUGAAUGCCUACAAGAGGAAAGCUAUGGUGAAGUCCUCAGGAAAAACACAAGUGAGAGUCUUGAGAAAAGCUUGUUGGAGAGAGUAGCUGCAGCUGGAACUCCAGACCCGAGUGCAUGGAAGCAAAUGUAGACAUGCAGGCAAGGCCAUUCUCCAUGACACCAGCAAGGCUCCUCAGCAGUUAGGGGCUCACUAAGCUGCUCAGGCUGGUCUUAAACACCAUGGCUCCCUUAAUCCUCCUGUUCAUCCUCCAGUGCAGGGACCAUAGUUAUAUACCAUUCUGCCUGUUCUUAGUUCUCAACAACUAAUGAUUUCCUUUUUAUAGGAAUCUGUGAAAAUGCAGCUCAUUACAUAUUUGGCUUCCGUUUUACUCAGUAUUUCCCUUACUGGCUUCUUGUACGUCUCUCUAGUCUAAGUGGCUAUUUACUUAUUCCUGGAGGGUGGGAUUUUU